Molecule: messenger RNA, 1056 nt
Organism: Lithohypha guttulata
Lineage: Eukaryota; Fungi; Ascomycota; Eurotiomycetes; Chaetothyriales; Trichomeriaceae
Exons: 2
Coding region: 1-1056 (351 amino acids)
Source: RefSeq, a predicted model, not a curated record
AUGAGUGUUCUGACUGUCACCAAUUUCCACGCAGUGCCAGAUCGUAUGUUUGCUGUGUCGGAAGGACCUCUCAGUCGUCCACCAACCAAAGCAUUGCCUCAGCCGCCGGUGGAAUUACCAGCAAACCACGAAUACACUCGAUCGGUUGCGCAAGUCGUCCCGCUAGCCACGACAAACACACAUCGUCAUUCCCGCACUGUCUCAUCGUCUACCUUGCCUGUCAAUCCAUUCGCUUCUGCCACCAAGCUCGACUUCCACAAAAGACAUUCUUACGUGCCUCCAACCUCCACUUCGUCCACCUCUCCACGACCUGUGCAUUCCUCAUCAACCACAUCUCCGCGACCUUCACCGAAAUCGUCCGCGGUGAUGCAACGGCAAGGCACAACAGGCUCAACUACGAGCAAAGCGACGGUGUGGUGCGAUCGUGCGCAAGCCACAGAUCCUAGACUUGCUGCGCAACAAAAAGCUGCGAAGCAGAGGGCGGUCUUGGAAGUGGUAGGCAAUCAGCAACGAACAAGUACAAUAAGCUCCGGUGGUAUGGUCGGCAAGAUACGGCACGGUGGUGUCGCCAAAGCACCACAGUAUACUGCGCCAAAUACGAUAGGUGCAGGCGUACCGACAAGAUUGUUAGCUUUCGAUAUGCAAGGUGAGGAAGAGCAAGAGGGAAGAGUUCUAGGCGAUAAUUCCAUGGUUCACGCACGAACAGGCAGUGGCAAGAGCAGUAUCAACAGCAAAUACCGCAGUGGCUAUCCCAGAGCAGGAGUCAGUCCACCAGAUGGUGGUUCACCCGCGCACGAAGGAAUACCCGAAGCUGGUGAGACGCCCGUGGCAGAUGUACCGCAACAAAACUACUUCGAGCCUACACAGAAACAGCUGGAUCGUUCAGACAGCGAAGAAUCGUUUGGUGAGCUAAAGGAAAUGACCGGGCCAAAUUCGAAACAGCAUGCAAUGGAUCAGAAAGCGCAAGACGACCUGAUACGAAGAGGCAGUGUGGAUGAGAGGACAUCUACCAUGACGAGGCAGAGAUUGUUUAUUACGAAUCCAGAUUCCGAUUGA